This is a messenger RNA of Sphaerodactylus townsendi, 1232 nucleotides long. RefSeq names its product phospholipase D family member 6 (gene PLD6). NCBI's taxonomy places the organism in Eukaryota, Metazoa, Chordata, Lepidosauria, Squamata, Sphaerodactylidae. Gene Ontology annotation, biological process: piRNA processing. Gene Ontology annotation, molecular function: RNA endonuclease activity producing 5'-phosphomonoesters, hydrolytic mechanism. Gene Ontology annotation, cellular component: mitochondrion. The record is from RefSeq and is a predicted model, not a curated record. The transcript is spliced from 3 exons. The coding region runs from base 1 to 804 and encodes 267 amino acids.
AUGGCGCCACGUGGGCUGUGGUGGGGCCUGGCGUCGGUGGCGGCGGCCGUCGGCUGCGAGCUGCUGGUCGAGUGGCUGCUGAGGCGGCGGGAGGCGCGGCGGCUGCGGGAGGCGCUGUUCUUCCCGUCGCGCCUGUCGUGCGUCGAGGGGCAGAUAGCGGCCGCCGAGGGCGGGGCCCCGUGCUUGUGCUCGCUGCCCCACGACGACCGGACCUCGCUCGGCCGCCUGGUGGCCCGCCUGCUCAGCGCCCGCCGUUCGCUCGACCUCUGCCUCUUCGCCUUCUCCAGCCACCAGCUCCGCCGCGUCCUCCUGCUCCUCCACCACCGAGGCGUCCGCAUCCGGGUGAUCACCGACGCCGACUACAUGGCCCUCCGGGGCUCCCAGAUCGGCGCCCUCCGCCUGGCCGGGAUUCCGGUACGUCAUGAUCAGGAAAGCGGCUACAUGCACCAUAAAUUUGCCAUCAUAGACAAGAGGUGGCUGCUCACAGGAUCCCUCAAUUGGACUUCGCAAGCCAUCCAGCAGAACAGGGAGAACGUUUUGAUAGUCGAAGACGCCGAGUGGGUGAAAUGUUAUCAAGCGGAAUUUGAAAAGCUUUGGGAAGACUAUGAUCCAGCCAAUUACAACUUCUUCUCCAAAGAGAGUAGACAGCCGGCCCAAGGAGGAUACCCAGAAGCUGCUGAGCAUUUGGGGCGCCACCGAGGAGGACAAUGUGAAACUCCUGAAGUUCUGGAUGACGGGCCUCAGCAAGACGUACAAGUCUCACCUCAUGUCCACCGUUCGCAGUCUGACUUUGUCAUCCUCUGAGUCUUGAAACUAGCCCAGGAUUUCUUGGUGGUGCUUGGGGAAAUUUCUUGCUAUGGCCUUCCCCGUCAGAACACUAUUGCUUUAGCUCCAAGGACUGGCAGGAAAGAACAGGAGUCUUGAGUAUCCAUGGAGGGCUGCAACUUACUACUAUAAGUGUGGCCCCCUGAACGCUCUCCGGGUUGGCUUCCAGUAAUUCAGGAACGCCUGUAAUGGGCCAGAAAAGAUGAUUGCUUCUUGGACCAUGUUUGUCUGACUAGUUCUGCAAAGCUAGGAAAAGUGAAUUUCCACUACCCUGCAGAGCCCUUUCUUUUUGGUGGUGAUGGGGCCUUAACACAUCUUGGCACCUUUUCUUCACAGGUCAGAAGUGCUUUGUUUUCAGAUGGGUAGAUGAUAUUUGCCUGCAUUGGAGUGUGAUCAUAAUCUUUCAG